Messenger RNA from Thlaspi arvense, 1038 nucleotides. Lineage: Eukaryota; Viridiplantae; Streptophyta; Magnoliopsida; Brassicales; Brassicaceae. The record is from the annotation of a GenBank genome assembly.
AUGGCGGCGAUCGCGCGUCUUCAUUUGUCGGCCAAAUCGAACCAGAGCAAUCUGCCAUCGCCGAGAGUGAUCAACCUCUCCCGCGUUCCAAGGACCCUAGUCUCGUUUCCGCGAAAUGGAUCGGUUUCUUCCCUCCACACCAACUUCUCCUCUCCAAAUCUCUCGGUUCCAUGCGCCGGAGGUGGUGACGGUGGUGGAAACUUCGGUAACCCAGGCUCAGGCGGUGGAAGCGGAGGAGGCGGCGGCGGUUAUGGAGGUUCAAGCGGCGGGGAAGAAGAAGGGUCGUCUUCGUGGGGACCAAUAGGGAUGUUCAUCGAAGGCUGGAGAUCGCGAGUUACAGCUGAUCCUCAGUUCCCUUUCAAGGUACUCAUGGAAGAGCUUGUUGGAGUUACCGCCUGCGUCCUCGGAGACAUGGCGUCACGCCCCAAUUUCGGGUUGAACGAGCUCGACUUCGUCUUCUCCACUCUCGUUGUAGGUUCGAUUCUGAAUUUCACGCUCAUGUACCUCUUAGCUCCCACCGCAGCAACUGUUGGCGUCUCCCAGAGCUUACCUGGAAUCUUUAGAAACUGUCCUUCGAGCCAUAUGUUCGAACAGGGAAGCUUCACCGUCAUGAACCGCUUUGGGACUCUUGUAUACAAAGGGAUGGUGUUUGCCACCGUGGGGUUAGCUGCAGGUCUCGUUGGAACCGCCAUCUCUAACGGGUUGAUCAUGCUGAGGAAGAAGAUGGACCCGACCUUCGAAACGCCCAACAAACCGCCGCCGACGGUGCUGAAUUCGCUAACGUGGGCGACGCACAUGGGAGUGAGCGCCAAUGUGAGGUACCAAACGUUGAAUGGGGUCGAGUUCUUGCUUGCAAAGGCGUUGCCUCCUGUGGUUUUCAAGACAGGUGUGGUUGCUUUGAGGUGUGCGAACAAUGUCAUUGGAGGAAUGUCGUUUGUUAUAUUGGCGAGGAUGACUGGAUCACAGUCAGUGGAAGAGAAGGCAGAGGUUGCAGUGGAGGAGACGACUGAGAUUUCAGUGAAGGACAAGGAUCUUUGA